AUGAGGUAUUUCAAACUGGCGAUCGACAAUCAAGAAGCCCCAAUCCGUGAAUUUAAGCCUAAGAACAGGCGUAUCAUGGGACCUGAUGAGGACGAUAAUAGUUGGCCGCCAUGGUUGAAACCAUUAUUGAAGGAACAAUUCUUUGUUCAAUGCAAGUUACAUGCUGAUUCCCACAAGAGUGAAUGUAAUAUGUACUGUCUGCAAUGUAACAAUGCCCCUCUCUGCUCUGUCUGUUUAGCCCAUCACAGAGAUCAUCCUGUCAUUCAGAUAAGGAGGUCAUCUUACCAUGAUGUGAUAAGAGUGAAUGAGAUUCAGAAGUAUUUAGACAUUUCUUCAGUCCAAACAUACAUUAUCAACAGUGCUAAAGUUGUUUUCUUGAAUGAAAGGCCACAGCCUAGGCCAGGAAAAGGGGUCACAAAUACUUGUGAAGUAUGUGAAAGGAGUCUUCUUGAUUCCUUCAAAUUCUGCUCUCUUGGUUGCAAGAUUGUUGGGACCUCAAGUAAUUUCGUGAAGAAGAAGAAGAAGCCGAAGAAUUCGCCGGAGAAGAAGAGAUUACCGGCGCCGAUGGCGGCAUCGGAAUCUGAUGACUUUUACAGUAGUAGCAGCAGCAGCCAUGGCCGGAGAAACAAGAUUCAGAGUUUCACUCCGUCAACGCCCCCUCCAACUUCUGCUAAUUACAAAACGGCCAAGCGUAGAAAGGGAAUUCCUCAUAGAGCCCCAACAGGAGGACUAUUCAUAGAAUAUUAAUCUUUGCAAUCUCAGUCCUUUAAUUUACAUCUAAAAUGCAUAAUGUCUAUACAAAUAUACUGCCUAGUUUAUCAAGAAUGCAAUUCCUCCAAACACUAGUGCUUUCUUCAAAAAAGGCCAGUGUUUUAAAGCUCUUUAGUCCACAAGAGCCGUAUUGUAUAUAGUUUUUAGGAUCAAAUAGGAUAUGAUGAUAAAUUGGAGGUGUGGAAGUUGAAAUAAGAAAAAAUGUAAGGACUAAUAGUGCUAAGUUAGAAGUUGGGCUUAGAAAAUAAGCUACUAUAGUUUGAUGAACUACUAAUAAAUAUUAUAGAUUGUUUAUACAUAUGUUUUGAAUGUAUUCGAGCCUUUGUAAUCUAAAAUGUAAAUAUGAAUAUAGUAUUGUGAUUAUUAGAAUA
This is a messenger RNA of Solanum verrucosum, 1142 nucleotides long. Its product is annotated as protein RGF1 INDUCIBLE TRANSCRIPTION FACTOR 1-like. The transcript has 5 exons. The coding region runs from base 1 to 747 and encodes 248 amino acids. NCBI's taxonomy places the organism in Eukaryota, Viridiplantae, Streptophyta, Magnoliopsida, Solanales, Solanaceae. The record is from RefSeq and is a predicted model, not a curated record.